AUGUUACAAAAGUGUUUAGUCUAUAUUUCGUUAUGGAUUUUAUUUCAAUUAUUAAUUGAAAUAAAUUGCCAAAUAUCACACCGUAAACGGUCGGGACAUACUGCAACGCUUAUAGAUAAUAAGUUGUAUAUUUUGGGUGGUUCUGACAUCUUUAAUAGUAAUGUUGGAAAAGAUUUUUUUUAUAUCGACUUUUCUGUCCCAUUUAAUACUCGAAACUUAUUAUCGACAGAUUUAUCAAACGUUAAUACUGUUCCUGCACAUUAUAAUGCUGGUUCCGCGAAAGGGGGUGCAAAUAAUGAUACGUUGUUCAUACUUGUGGGAGCCACCAACAUACUUGUUGAAAAUAAAGAUGUUUACAGAUUUGAUCCACAAAAUAAUUCAUGGAGUACUCCAAUAAUAACUGGUGAACCUCCUACUAUUAUUAUAGAUGCUUCGACGGCAGUUAUCGACCGAAAUGGAAGAAUGUAUUUAUGGGCCGGAGGUGGUUUAAGUUUUUAUAUUUUCGAUACAAUUAAUUUAGUUUGGACAAAAGGAAGUUCAGUUGGCGCGCCAAAUGUUGUUAAUGUUGCCACUUUAUUGCCUGAUAAUAAGAUAUUUUAUAUAGUGGAGAAUGAUUUAUCACAGGUUCUUAUUUAUAAUACAAUAAAUAACAUUUGGACUAGUAAUAUAACUUCAGGAAUAAUACCUAAUAAAUUUGGGAUGUCUGCUGUUCUUGGGUUAGAUGGACAAAGAAUUAUCAUUUUUGGAGGUUUAGAUAAUACUAUCACAACUACUAUCAUAUCUGAAGGGCCGCUAUAUGAAUUAAGUUUAAUAAAUUUUGAAUGGCGUAUCCCAAAAACUUCUGGGCCAACUCCAGAAGCAUUUCGAAGUGGACAUAGGGCAAAUGUAAUUGGAAAUUAUAUGGUUAUAUCAUUUGGAAUAAGUUAUAUUACAGAUAAUGAUAUUUUAUUACUAGAUAUUAGUAAUGUAAACGAAUAUAUAUGGACGAAUGAAUUUAAAACCUCGUCAUCAAGUCUGGUGAGAACAUCAGCAUCAGUACCUAUAAAACCGUCACCUAGUUUGUCACCUUUGUCACCUUUAUCACCUUUAUCGCCAUCACAGAAAUCCGAAAAUAAUAAUUCAAAUAUUACUGGUAUUGUUAUUGGAUCUAUGAUCGGUGGUGCUCUAUUAUCCUUUUUAGGCGUAUUAUUAUAUAAUAAAUGCUGUAAAAGAAGAAAUGGAAAUGAAAUUGCUCAUCCUGUACGACUGCCCACUGAAAGUAAUUAUAAUAACGUUCGAACUGAUAAUCAUGGACAAGAAAUACCCGCUGGAAAUCAUCAUAAUACUCAACCUGGAAGAAUUGAUUAUCAUGGACAAGAAAUAACGUCAACACUCACUGAAAGUCAUUAUAAUAUUCAACCUGAAAGAAAUGACUAUUAUCCCGGACGAGAAAUAGAAUAACCUCCCGAUUCAGCUACUUAAUUCUAUGAGAAAUAAUUAAUAUACAAAAACAAUAAUAUAUUUUGAAUUAAUUGAAUUAAAUCAUACGUUUUAACAUUAUAUAUCGAAAGAGAUUCUUUUGAGAUUAAAUAGUCAGAUUAUACAAUCUUUUUUUUUCUAACAAAAUAUGUAAGAAGAUAAUAGUGAAUUUUAAAG
Molecule: messenger RNA, 1635 nt
Organism: Rhizophagus irregularis DAOM 181602=DAOM 197198
Lineage: Eukaryota; Fungi; Glomeromycota; Glomeromycetes; Glomerales; Glomeraceae
Molecular function (GO): protein binding
Source: RefSeq, a predicted model, not a curated record